GAAGUUCCCUCUCCAUCCUGGGCACUGAGAGAGGAAGCACAGGAGGUUGCUUGGAGCUGCCGAACUCUGGCUUGUGAAGGGUGGACAGGGGCAUAACAAGCUUCCCUUUUACCUUUGCUGAAGAUUUGGGGUCACACAUAGACCAUGAAUGGAUCCUUUUUCAACCAGACUCUCCUGGAGCAGGCAGCUGACCCCAACAGGACUCAGGGCUUGGGGAUGCUCCUGGCCUGCUGCAAUGGGACCAGCACGGUGCUGGCGACGGAUGGCGGCUCCUUGGUCCUGGCACCCGAUGAGAGGAGCCUUUUCAUCACAAGGGUGGUGCAGAUUGCUGUCCUCUGCGUCCUCUCAUUGACUGUGAUGUUUGGUGUCUUCUUUUUGGGCUGCAACCUGCUCAUCAAGUCGGAGAGCAUGAUUAACUUUCUGGUGAAAGACCGAAGACCUUCCAAGGACGUGGGCGCUGCAAUCAUGGGACUUUACUGAAGCUACCGGGCUCUUGUAGGCAAGUGAACUGUAUGGACCUGGUGCUGAGAUGCACAUUCCCAUGUGUUUGGGGCGACUGGGUGGAGUGAGAAGUGAGGGAGGGGUCUUUUAGUCUGUCUGUGUCCAUGGGAAAGCAAAUUUUUUUUCCC
Zonotrichia leucophrys gambelii is the source of this 629-nucleotide messenger RNA. It is a transcript of the gene RPRML, whose product is annotated as reprimo like. The record is from RefSeq and is a predicted model, not a curated record. NCBI's taxonomy places the organism in Eukaryota, Metazoa, Chordata, Aves, Passeriformes, Passerellidae. The transcript has a single exon. Bases 145 to 480 code for a protein of 111 amino acids.